This is a messenger RNA of Austrofundulus limnaeus, 1005 nucleotides long. RefSeq names its product phosphatidylinositol glycan anchor biosynthesis, class F (gene pigf). Bases 134 to 793 code for a protein of 219 amino acids. NCBI's taxonomy places the organism in Eukaryota, Metazoa, Chordata, Actinopteri, Cyprinodontiformes, Rivulidae. Gene Ontology annotation, biological process: GPI anchor biosynthetic process. The transcript has 5 exons. Gene Ontology annotation, cellular component: endoplasmic reticulum membrane. The record is from RefSeq and is a predicted model, not a curated record.
GUGUUUACGGAAAUGCACUGGAGAAAGUGAACUGGCUGCAUUCUGUCCGAUGUUCCUUUAGGUUUUUGAGUUGUUUUCGUAUUUUUUUCCACUAUUUGUCACCUUCCUGUUGUAGACAGGUAACGUUCUCAUCAUGUGGGACCAUGAAAUCAGAGCCAUGGCGUCCACUCACGCUGUCAUCGCCGCCUCUGUGUUCAUGGCCACGGUCAUCCCAGUCAUGUUCGUCCCUGGCUUCUCGGUGUACGGAACCCACCUGCUGUGGAUCUACUCGGUGUCCGGGUCCGUGUCUGCGGUCAGUGUCGCCGUCUUCUGGCUACUCGGUAUCUCACCGCCAACCAAGAAGCACACGCUGGGAUACAAGCUGUCAAGGCUGUUUCGUUCAUGUCUGUACUUCUUCCUGUCAUGCCUGUUCUUCCACACAGUGGUUGUUCUGUAUGGAGCACCGCUGAUUGAAUCAGCUUUAGAGACCUUUUCUCUCGCUGUUUUCCUGACCUCCCUCACCACUCUGAGGUGUCUCUGUGUUCUCGGYCCCAACGUCCAGGCCUGGAUACGAGUAUUCAGUCGACACGGGGCCAUGUCUGUGUGGGACACCUGCCUGCAGAUCACGGUGGCCUGCACGCUGGUAGGAGCCUGGACAGGAGCGUUCCCGAUCCCUCUGGACUGGGACCGGCCGUGGCAGGUCUGGCCCGUUUCCUGCAGUCUCGGCGCUAUGAUUGGUUACCUGACCGGGCUUGUUGCUGCUCCCGUGUGGAUCCACUAUCAUCGCAAACAGCUCACAUACAAGUGCAAGUGACGAACAGACGUGUUGUUGUCUGUCUGUCCUAGUCUGAAUGUGUGCUUUAGGUCCGUAUGGACUUCAGGGGAAUUAUUUAUUGGGGAGAGGUUGUGCUGUUUGCAAUUUAUAAAAGGAUUUUUUUGUAACAACACAAGACUUCAUUUUGUACAUGAGCAGGCUGAACCUUGUCAUUUUUUGACAUGAAUAAAACACUGCAAAAUGACAGUUAA